AUGAACAACGCCUUUCACAGCCAUAAUGUCACACAAGACUACAGGAUAAGCCGAGUGGUGCUGGGCGUCGGCAUCAACGGAAAAGUGGUAGAAUGUGAGCAUCGACAGACUGGCGCCAAAUAUGCUCUCAAAGUGCUGAGGGAUACACCAAAGGCCAGGAGGGAGGUGUUGCUCCAUAAACUGGCCUCCUCCCAUCCGCAUAUUGUUCGUAUAUUGGAUAUCUAUGAGAAUACGUAUAAUGAAGUGCCAUGUAUUCUUGUGGUUAUGGAACAAAUGAGGGGAGGAGAAUUAUUCACGCGAAUUCAGGACCGCGGCCAACUGGCAUUUACGGAACGGGAGGCGGCAAAGAUCAUGUAUGAAAUCUGUUCGGCAGUCAAUUCUCUUCAUUCAAUGAAUAUCGCACAUCGAGACAUCAAACCCGAGAAUCUUCUCUACAGCGAGCCGGGCAAGAUCGGCGUGCUGAAGUUGACGGAUUUUGGUUUUGCAAAGAGGACAGACGAGAGUGAACCACAGGGGCUCAAUACCGCAUGCUUCACACCAUAUUAUUGUGCACCAGAGAUUCUGGGUACGGGUGGCUACGAUAAAUCGUGUGAUUGCUGGUCAAUUGGCGUUGUUAUGUAUAUUCUUCUAUGCGGCUACCCGCCAUUCUUUUCCGAGCACGGCGAGGCAAUGUCCCCCGGAAUGAAGAGUCGCAUCAAAAGUGGCAAAUACGGGUUCCCGUCACCCGAAUGGGAUUCCGUUUCACAGGCUGCGAAAGAUCUGAUUCGAAAAUUGUUGCGAACAGACCCAUCGGAAAGAUAUACAAUACGAGAAGUAAUGGAACAUAAAUGGAUCACACAUUAUCAUCAAGUACCAGCCACUCCACUGGCUACUGUCGGAAUGUUAGCUGAUCAGAAGGGACAAUGGGGAGAGAUGCAGGAGGAAUUCGACAAAACAUUGACGGCGAUGCGGAUGGAUGGAGAACAAAUUGAGAUCAAGAGUCUUGCCGAGAGCAAUAAUCGAUUGCUGGCAAAGCGGAAGCAGAAAGGAGAGAAAAGAGACGAAAAGGCCGGCCAGCAGGUCGUCAUUCAGGAAGAGGAGAAUAAUAUA
Messenger RNA from Mesorhabditis spiculigera, 1089 nucleotides. NCBI's taxonomy places the organism in Eukaryota, Metazoa, Nematoda, Chromadorea, Rhabditida, Rhabditidae. The record is from the annotation of a GenBank genome assembly.